AUGAGCGAAAACGACGAUCUCCUGGCUAAAAUUGGCCAGCUCGCAGGCCAAAUAAACCGCCACAAGACACAGGAGACUCAGCCAGCUAACCACCAGUCUCAGUACGUUUCUCGUCAUGUUCCUUCUCACUCAGGAUGGGCCCCAUACUACAGGGGACGCGGCCGAGGACGUCGAGGAGCAGCUGCUCCGCACCGACACCGUACGCUUGUUCUAAACACCGCGGGUCCUGGCUCAAACCAUAGCGCCAACUCCCCCGUUCCAGCAAGUUCUAGCGACAGCGCAGUGGUGCCGACACCAUCUUCGACUGGUAGUGGUUGGGUUGUGAAGCACGAUCGCCACAUGCAGUUGAUCAACCCUGCCGUCUACGAUCGGAAAACACAGGACAGGUCGAAGGAUAUAGAAAGAACGCGCAAGCUUAGAGAACAGAAGAAGACCGAAUACGAACAAGCGAAAGUACUUCGUUAUGCACAGGGUCCAGGUUCUAAUGCAACGGUUUCCACCGCUGCAAACCCUGCAACUGGCCAUCAGAUUCUUAUCAACAAUGUUGCUUUCAGGGUCGCAAACGGCGGAAGCAAAUUGAUUCGUGUUUCGAGUGCGUAUCCUCUUCGCUCCCCACCUCGAAUUUGCUCACCCUUCAUAGAUGACCCCAGUACUGCCAACAAUACCCCCAAGCGUGUCAAAGUGGCCGAUGUGUGCUUUGUGCGAAGCAAAAAUGGAAACCUGCACCGCCUCGGUGCUGUGACUACGAAGAAGAACCCUACUGUUAAGAAACGCAAUGAGCUCUGCAAAAGAUUUACAACAACCGGUAUUUUGUUUUCCGACGGGCCAUACUGCUAUGUUCCACCCUAUCAGCAUGCCCAAGAACUAACACGUCUGCUUUUCCCAGGCACCUGCUACAAAGGCCCGACCUGCCAGUUCGUCCAUGACCCCAGUAAGGUUGCUAUAUGCAAGGACUUCCUCCAGACAGGCCAAUGUGCCGCAGGUAGUAGCUGUGAUCUAUCCCAUGAGCCCUCGCCCCACCGCUCCCCCACCUGUAUGCAUUUCCUUAGAGGACGCUGCGCCAACCCGGAAUGUCGCUACGCCCACAUUCGCGUGACCCCAGGUGCCCCUGUCUGCCGCGCCUUUGCAACACUAGGAUACUGCGAAAAGGGCGAUGCGUGCGAAGAGAAGCACGUCCACGAGUGCCCAGACUAUGCCAAUACCGGCGCGUGCAACAAGAAGCGCUGCCAGCUGCCCCACGUUGACCGCGCGGGCCAGAUUCGCAAGGCUGCUGCGGCCGCUGCUAGUAAAGCUGAUUUGGGUGAGGAUGACUCUGACCCGUCUAGCGAGGAAGAGAACUACGAUGCUAUUGAUUCGGAUGAUAUUGACUCGGAUGCGUUCGACGAUUCUCCCGAAGAAAUUAUUGAAGGUGUGGAUAGCGGCGAGAUGUCGCAGCAGCAAGACUUCAUCCGCUUCUAA
Penicillium coprophilum is the source of this 1458-nucleotide messenger RNA. Its product is annotated as CCCH zinc finger protein. Lineage: Eukaryota; Fungi; Ascomycota; Eurotiomycetes; Eurotiales; Aspergillaceae. The coding region runs from base 1 to 1458 and encodes 485 amino acids. The record is from RefSeq and is a predicted model, not a curated record. The transcript has 3 exons. Gene Ontology annotation, molecular function: metal ion binding. Gene Ontology annotation, cellular component: nucleus.